Messenger RNA from Neoarthrinium moseri, 594 nucleotides. RefSeq lists its product as uncharacterized. The coding region runs from base 1 to 594 and encodes 197 amino acids. Lineage: Eukaryota; Fungi; Ascomycota; Sordariomycetes; Amphisphaeriales; Apiosporaceae. The transcript is spliced from 3 exons. The record is from RefSeq and is a predicted model, not a curated record.
AUGUCGGAAAUGGAUCGCCGUGAAUCUCCCCGCGAGGUCGCAGGUGUAGACCGGCUUCUCCAGGGACCUGCAGGCGCGGCUGGUCAGGUCCUGAUACGGGGGCCCGACUUCGAGGACGACGAGGACCGGUCCGACUACCGGCUGUGGUGCACGCGCGACGGGCGGGGCAGCUGGGUGCCGUUCCCGUUCGACCCCCAGAGCAAGCCGUACGUCGACUGGUCGUGGUGGCAUCUGGACCAGUGGAUGCAAUCCCGCGGGGAGCGCAUGCGGCAUAAGUGCAACGCCGACUGGGAGACCGACAGCGACGUCUCUAGCUGCCAGCUCAACGCUGAUGCACUCCCACUUCCUGCACCUCAGGGGCGACGAGGCCGAGUUUGCCAGGCUGAGGAAGACCCCUCGCUGCCCGAUCGCGACCCCCCUGCCCCGAGACCCGUCCGGCCUCUGCCCUGUCCCGUGGUCUACGGUGCCCAAAUCCUCGAGCGUGGGAAAGCUUCGCCACGACCGCGUGAUGGACGCCGCGUCUGGCGGCGUCCUCGACCUGACGUCCCCACAUUUUGUCUACAGGUGGCCGGCGCGUGCGCAGGACGAGGAUGA